GCCCGUUCCUGUUUGUUCUUUAACAAGAUAUAAAAGGAGAUGACGACACCCAACAACCCUUUUUACGAGCUCAAUCCGGAUAUUAGAAGUCUACUGACUAUCGAGACUUUCCGAGAAAAUGUUUCAACAACAGACUUUAUUGAGAGAAUCUCAGCUACAGUCAUUGAUCAGAUGAAAGAUGCCAACGGAAAACCAACGACUUUUGACCCAAAGCCAUUUAUUCGUACCUUUGAAAAUGUCUUGGAAGAACUUCAGCAUUUGAAAACACGUGUACAAGAACAAUGCAGUGAAUUGGAAAAUAGUACACAAACAGCAGAAUUGGAAUAUAAGAGAAACAUUACCGAUUUGCAUGGAGCUUUUGAUGAUGUGUAUCGUUCUUAUGAUAGUUUGGAAAGUAGAAUUGGAGAUGUAGGUAAAACAGCUAUCCGUAUCGGUGAGCAGUUAGAGACCAUCGAUAAAGAAAGAUCAAAAGCAUCCGAAAGUCGUGAUAUUAUUGAAUAUUUUAUGGAAUUUCAAGAUGGCAAUACGGAGAGAUUGGAUUCUUUGAGACAAGGCGGAGAGGAAGGGCAAUUAAAGACGGCCAUUAUCAGUAGAAGAUUAAAUGCCGUGGCAAAAGAUGUGGAUAAUGACAAGGAAGCAAGAAUGGCCAUCGAGAAAUUCUGUGAGAGCUUUGAAAAAGAGAUUUUGAUGGAAUUCGAUAAAGCAUAUGAGGAAAGUGACCCUCGUGUGAUGGCACAUUGUGCAAAAGUAUUAUUUGAAUUCAACGGAGGAGCCUCGUGCGUGCAACUUUAUGUGAAUCAGCACGAGUUUUUCAUGUCUAAUAUGAAAAUUGAGGAGAUUGAUCAAGUCAGAGAUUCAGAAGACAAUGCUGAUCUGUCAAACCCCAAUUUAUUACCACCAGAGGUAGAUACCAGUCUUGUCAAAUUAUAUGACGAUAUUCGUAUCACAGUACGUCGAGAAGCUGGGAUUAUUUCCAGUGUGUUUCCUCAACCCGCCACUGUCAUGCAAGUCUUAUUGCAGAGAAUUUUUGCGCAAUCGAUCCAAGACCAUAUUGAACUUUUGUUAUCCAGAUCCAAAAAGUAUUCGCGCCUAGCUUAUCUUCGAACAUUAGCAUCUACACACGCAGAGACCAAGAGAUUGAUUGAGAACCUAAAGUUUUAUUGCGAUAAAGAAGUCUCAUUGAAAGAUGCAGCUGAUGUGAAUGGAUUAGUCACCUCUGCAUCGCCUGAUGAAACCUUGGACAGAUGCAUGGAUGAUUUGUUUGUACCCUAUACAGAGGGAGAUCGCUACAUAAAGAAAGAAAUCGAAUCCCUUCAUAAAUUAUUUGGUAAUAUUGUUUCCGACUUUUUAAGCGCCAUGCAACGCAGAAAAAUGACAUCUACUCGUAACCAAUCAGUUUUAACUCGUACUUUAAAUCAAAUUUCAUCUUCCACUUCCACUGGUAAUAUAUUAUCUCCUUCGGUUUCAUCACCAGCGAUCAAUGAAAUUUCUAAUACACCCAAUCCUGGCACAAAUCCAUUUGAAAAGACAGCAACACGUGAAAUCAGUUCAAAUAUCGUUACCGUUGAUGAUAGUGGAUUCACAUUAUUGUCGUCUGAUGCUAUCAUGCGAAUUUUAAAUAUUCAUGCCGAAGGUGUGAUUCGAUGUGUAGAACUAGAGGAUUCACAAGAAUUAUUAUCUUCACUUCGAAAAAUCUAUCAUGUCUUGGUUGAUUUUAUCGGACAAAAGUAUUUGGAUAUCGCAAUGGACGAGACUUUGGAUGAUCUCACUAACACAAAGGAACCAGAAUUAGCAUGUUUUUCCGUAAUUAAAUCCUCAACCGAUAUUGUUCAACUCAUGCAAAAUCAUUUCGAAUCAGCUAUGUUGCCGCUUGUCAUAAGUAUACCAUCUACUCAUAGGGACCUCCUCACAUUAAAAAAUACAUUUAUGGCUACACUGGAACGUAAAAUUAAUAUUGUACUUCAAAAGAGUAUUGAAGGUAUCACCUAUUGGCUUAGUGAAAUACUCAGUCGUCAAAAGAAGAAUGAUUUUAGACCCAAGGAUGAAGAAGGUGCUAUGAUGAGUAUGGGAACGCAACCAUGUAUGCAAAGUGUCGAUUUUAUUACUAGAGUCUAUCGAGCUGCUUCUCAGGCACUUCAAGGAAAGAACUUUGAAGCCUUUUUGAGACGUGUAGGAAAUGCUUUUCAUUCAAUGUUAUUAGAGCAUUUCAAGAAAUUUUUUGUUACCCCAACGGGCGGUCUAUUGGUUACAAAAGAUAUAGCGAAAUAUCAAGAAGUAAUUCGAAUGUUUAAACUUCCAGGACUUGACGAACGAUUUGAAAUGUUGCGACAAUUAGGCAAUAUCUUUGUAGUUAAACCUGAAAUUCUUAAAUCCAUCUUAUCAGAAGGAUAUUUAGCAAGACUUGACCCAUCUGUGCUCUAUCCCUAUCUAGAAAAGAGAAUUGAUUUUAAGACUGCCAAAUUGGAUCGUUUAUUAGGCAUUACAAUGGAUGAUACUGCAGGAGCUUCAUCAUCAGCAGACACAAAUGCAAAUCAACAAGAAUCUUUCAAGAAUACCAAGGGUGGCAAGGCAAAACCUCAAAGAAGAUCAUUAUUCGUGAAUGAUAAUGAGGUAUUGAAGGAUAUCAUGAAGAAUUAUACUAAUAACCGUGAUUUCUUGGCUGCCUUCAAUUUAUCGUAAAAUAGCUCUGUCGCACCACGCCCCCCCCCCCCUUAUCCCCACUAAAAUAAAAAAUAAAAAAACUCCUUUAUAAAAUAAAAAAA
Messenger RNA from Mucor mucedo, 2762 nucleotides. RefSeq names its product exocyst complex component Sec10-domain-containing protein. The record is from RefSeq and is a predicted model, not a curated record. Bases 40 to 2679 code for a protein of 879 amino acids. The transcript has 14 exons. Gene Ontology annotation, biological process: Golgi to plasma membrane transport; exocytosis. Gene Ontology annotation, cellular component: cytoplasm; exocyst. Lineage: Eukaryota; Fungi; Mucoromycota; Mucoromycetes; Mucorales; Mucoraceae.